Molecule: messenger RNA, 2651 nt
Organism: Topomyia yanbarensis
Lineage: Eukaryota; Metazoa; Arthropoda; Insecta; Diptera; Culicidae
Exons: 8
Coding region: 156-2345 (729 amino acids)
Cellular component (GO): nucleus
Source: RefSeq, a predicted model, not a curated record
ACGCACCCCUUGCAAUGAAGAAAACUGUUUUGUUUGCGCGCAGCAAAGGUUGUCAAAAAAAAGUUGCCGCCAUCAAGAGACGAUCACAAACCGCCACAAAUUCUGUCUGCUUGGCUUUCCAUGCAGGUGCGUUCUGUUGUUGAAAGCAAGCAGAAAUGAAUCAAUCGAAAGCAGUCCAUGGAUCCUGCUGCUUCAUUUGCAAGAGUCCGGAGGACAACGAGCUCCUUUACGGGAAGAUUUACACCAAGUGGCGCCUGCGUGUUCAUUAUUAUUGCUUGCUUCUGACAUCAAACCUAAUUCAAAAUGGUGAAUCCGAUGAGGUGGGAAUAUUCGGGUUCCUGCAGCCUGACAUCCGAAGCGAAGAGGCCCGCGUGCGUAAUCAGAAGUGCUACUUAUGUAAGGGGCGAUACGCUAAUAUACACUGCUGUGCGAAGAAGUGCUUCCGUACGUUUCACACGGUUUGCGGCAUUCAGAGUGGAUGUCUGUCCCAUUUUGUCGAUACGUUUCAGUCGUGGUGUGAUCGACACGUAGAACUGCCCAGUAAAGUACAGCAUGGUGAGGAAGAUGUGUGUGGCAUCUGUUACGAUGCGAUGGGACCGUUCAACAAGCUGGAAUCGAUCUAUGCACCCUGCUGCCAAAAUGGCUGGUUCCAUCGGCGGUGUGUGGCGCAGUUUGCCCAGACGGCGGGCUAUUUUUUCAAGUGCCCCCUGUGCAACAAUAAGGAUGAAUUCGGGAGGGCCAUGCAGCUUAGGGGUGUUUUCAUCCCGGAAAAGGAUGCCGCCUGGGAACUAGAGCCGAACGCGUUUGGAGAGCAAUUGGAACGUCCUUCAGAGUGUGAUGCAGAGGAGUGCCUCUGUCGGUACGGACGGGAUUACGACAACAACGGUAAAUGGGAUCUGCGGUUGUGUGAGACUUGUGGCUCAAACUGCCGGCAUGAUCUGUGCAUGGAGAUACCGACAAAAAACUAUGUCUGCACGUUCUGUCGCCCGAUUGUAGGCGAUGAAGUACCAGCCGCUGUGCUGGCAUUGGCGGAAGCAUCCCGUAAAGCGGAAGCAGCUAGAAGAGCUGCUGCUUCUUCGGAUGAGGAUGACGAUCGGAGUUCAAAUGGUAAAAGGCGCGAAUCGGGCAUUCACAGUCCUGGUAGUAGCAGCAGUAGCGUUGGAAACAGCUCUAGGUCUUCAGUUGUCCGAACAGGCAAUAAAAGCCACAAAAAGAGCCGAGGACGACGCAUUGAAUCAACUGAUUCCAGUGCGGAUUCAUCAAUCAUUGACCAUAAAAAUCGAAAGUCUGGAAGAAAACAAAAUGUGUUGGAGAGUGAGGAAAGUGAUUCAGGAUCGGAAAUAGGCUUCAAGUCUAAACAAAGGAAAGCACACAGAAGGCUUUCCACGUCAUCUUCACAAUCAUCGUUUUCUUCGUGGGAAACUGAAGAAAUUCGAUUUGAAAGGAUGGUAAAGAAAAUACCGCUUCAACAAGGUGUAAACGUCGAGAAGUUGUUGACCUUGAAACCAGUGGUCAGACUACGAAAGUUAAGCGAAGAUGAGAUUAAGACUAUGACCUCGUCCGAGAAUGAAGAGACAACGUUUGACUUUAACUAUCGUGUCAAACAGAACAAGAAUCAGCGUCGCAGGACGAUGACCGACUUGCAGUCGAUUAAGGACAUAAUUCGAUCGGACACCGACACAUUAACCGACGCGUCCGGAGGACAGGAAGUAAGAGAUUCAAAGACGCCAUCGCACAAGAGCUUCGCCAAACAAUUUAAGUUGAAACUGUUGGGAUCGAAAUCUGCCAGCCGCAAACGAAUCGGAUCCAGCAGCGAAUCUGAACAGGAACAACCUGCUAAGAAAUUAUGCUCCCCGCUAGUUGGACAGUCACAGAGCAAAACUCGUAUCUCACUGUUCCCGUCGGAAGAUUCGGAGAAUACUUGCCCUAACAGUCCCCAGAAGGUUUCUGUUGAACCCACUAGCGAACCGAAGCCUAAUUCCCCUUUGAAGUUGGAAACUCUGGCGUCGCAUGUGUUAUCACCACCGCCAACCAAAAAAUCUGGCGAUGGGGAAACCGCCAAUGCCAACUCCGCACACAAACCUGCUGUCCAGUAUCAGAAGACAUUGAUUAGUUUUUUCAUAAAGUCGCCGCCACUUUCGGACGGGAUUCCACUGGUGGCUAACGAUAGUUGCGGCAGCAGUGGCGGUGGUGGCGUUGGUGUUGGCGAUUGUAGCAGUGCAAUAUCAUCUCUCGGUAGCAGUUGCAAAAGUGCGAAGAAAACAUCGGGCAACGCGCAGCGGAAGAAGCUGGUGGAGUUGGAUCGCAGCCAGAAAAAUUUACUAGACUAUUUUAACCGAUGUUGAUUUGUGCUUACAAGAGCAAAAAAUAAAUAUAAUAAUCGCAGAUAUGUGUUAGUUUUAAGCGAAUAUUAUGAAAACAAUAUUUUGCCUGACGUUAAAAAUGUUCGAACCCUUUCGCCAUUGUAUGAUUAUUUUAUGAACUAAACUGAACCACGAAGGACGAUGCUGCCUGCAUUCUAUGAAUUGAAAAUUUAUAUUUUGACUUCAAUGAUUCAUGUAGGUAUAUUUCCGAAGCACCCAUAUACUUUUGAAAAAGAACUUACAGAACCGCUACGAAAGGAUAUGAAUAAACGAGUGGAAUGUUGUAAA